UGGUAUUUCCCAUGAUAAUAUUUUCGUCGAUGAUCGAAGCUUCUUUUUCUUCUCUAAACAUCGCUUCGCUGAUUCAUAUUGCACUGAAAAAACUAUUCGGAUAAGCUCUCAGAACACAUUUAAAGUAAUCAGUGGCUGGAGAGCUCAUAGUAUUGAUACUAAUAUUGGGACAAGAUCCGAUUAUUCGUUGGGACGAUUUGACUUAGUCAAACUAUAGCUGGGGUCAAGAAUUAUUUUAAGAAGACUUUACUAUGGAAGAGGAUCCACUUUUUACUAGUCGCCCUGUGCGUACCUUGCAACAAGUAUUAGCCAGUAGAAACGAGACUGGUGUAAAACAAUUCCACGAAGCUGCUGAAAAUGGUGAUCUUGCCACGGUAAAACUAAUUUUUGAGGCUAAGAAAAUCCACCCAGAUGUCAUUGAUGGUUGGGGAAUGACAUCACUACACAUGGCGGCACGUGGUGGCUUUGUGGACUGCAUUCAAUUUUUGUUAGAAAAAGGAGCAGAUAUAAACAAGACAGAGAGGAGAAGAAAAUGUCCUAUACAUUUGGCAGCACAAGGUGGCUAUCUUGAGGCUGUGCAGGUUCUCAUCAGAAACAAAGCAGAUUUGGAUGUGAUUGACAAAUAUGGAAGGACGCCUUUAAUGUGGGCUGCAUUCUAUGGUCACAAGAACAUGGUUGAGGUGUUCCUGGAAGCUGGUGCCAUGAUUAAAAGCAAUAAUAACUGGCAUGCUCUUCACGAAGCCUGCAAGAAGGGGUACCUGGACAUCGCAAAGCUCUUAGUUUCCAAAGGAGCUCCCGUAAACAACCCACCUGAUUUUAAGGGCUGUGCUCCUUGGUCACCUCUUCAUAUUGCUGUACAAAAGGGACAUCUAGACUGUGUAAACGUUCUGCUGGAUGCUGGUGCUGAUGUUCACUGUCGAAAUGCAGGGGGUCACUCCCCCCUGCACGAGGCAGCAUACCGUGGCCACGCUGAUGUAUUGGUCAGGCUUCUUCAACAAAAUGCCCGGCCAAAUGACAAGAAUCUACAGAAGAGGACUCCUCUUCAUGAAGCCUGUCAACAAGGUAAUGUUCUGUGUACAACAUUACUCCUUGAUGCUGGUGCAAAACCCAAUUCCAUAGACAUGGUAUACGACACCCCACUCCACCUAGCAUUGAGGGCUCGACACCCCCCACCCACAGCAGUAGCACUGAUGACUGUGCUUUUGCAAUAUGGUGCAUCUCCCAGGAUACUUGGAAAAGGGGACGAGACUCCAUUUGAUAUUAUUAAAGACACUGCACAGACAGGGUGCCUGGAUGUCCUUUUAGAUGCUGCUGAUAAACCCAUGCCGCUUCUACAAAUGUGUAAAGUUUGUAUAAGAAAAAAGCUAAAGCUCAUUUACAGUACUAAGAAAGUAGAUAAAUUACCUAUUCCUUCAGGGAUGAAACAAUAUUUGACUGAGGAUGUGGAGAUUGAAGAUGAAGAACGAAUGGAUUAGAUUUGAAACUUUGAUAUUACUGUGGAACUUUGUAUAUGGGUGAAUGCAGCUAAUAGAAUGAGCUCUUACAAAAUAUUGAAAAAAGAUUAACACCAGUAGUAAGCUCACAUCAACUCAAUGAGAUAUCUUCUAAUUAUAAAAUUGUAUUAAUUUGAAUAUGUUUCAUAACUCAAAGAGUUUCAGUUGUAAAAUUUUAGCACUGAGAAUAAUUUAAAAUAAUUUUUUUAGGCAUGAAAACAUUUCAAUUAUUUUCAAAAGCAUUUUCUAAACCAAAAACUAAGCAAAUAUAGUGGAAGUGCCUAAAUUGAAAAGCAGGGAAUUGUACUUUUUUCUCCUAUUAGCACUUAUACUGUACAUCGAAAGCCAGGUGUAGCUGCUAUAUAGAGCAUAUAGAGCAUAUGUAUACUAUUUUGCAUGUCUGAAUGGUUUUCGUAAUACCAAUUUCUUAAUAAAGUGAUGGUGAUGGAACUGUGUAAUGUCAAUGUAGAAUAAAAUAAACAUCAUCACAAAA
Molecule: messenger RNA, 1986 nt
Organism: Nematostella vectensis (starlet sea anemone)
Lineage: Eukaryota; Metazoa; Cnidaria; Anthozoa; Actiniaria; Edwardsiidae
Product: ankyrin repeat domain-containing protein 29
Exons: 6
Coding region: 252-1475 (407 amino acids)
Biological process (GO): intracellular signal transduction
Molecular function (GO): protein binding
Source: RefSeq, a predicted model, not a curated record